Pterocles gutturalis (yellow-throated sandgrouse) is the source of this 2649-nucleotide messenger RNA. RefSeq names its product microsomal triglyceride transfer protein large subunit-like. Lineage: Eukaryota; Metazoa; Chordata; Aves; Pterocliformes; Pteroclidae. Gene Ontology annotation, cellular component: endoplasmic reticulum; Golgi apparatus; basolateral plasma membrane. Gene Ontology annotation, molecular function: lipid binding. The record is from RefSeq and is a predicted model, not a curated record. The coding region runs from base 1 to 2649 and encodes 882 amino acids. Gene Ontology annotation, biological process: lipid transport; lipoprotein metabolic process. The transcript is spliced from 18 exons.
AUGAAUCCACAGGCAGUUUGGGGAUACAUUUGCCUGUUUUACUCUUCCUUUGUGACCACAGCAAAAGGGAACCUGCAGCCGCUUUCCUUCCAGCCUGGGACCCUGUAUCAGUACCGCUAUACCCUGAAUGUCCAGCUGGACCACACGUCCAUGCCAGGAGCCUGGUUGCAGGCUGAGGCAUUGGUCCAGCUUCAUCAGCUCUGGAGGGAUGGAGGCGGGGAAGAGCUGCUCCAGGUGCAGAUCCAAAACCUGAAAGCCCAACAGGAGCCAGAAGAGAAAAGGAGCCAGGACAGCACUGGAGGCCCUCCUGCAGAGAUUGCCCUGAGCCAGGAGGCACAGGCAGAGCUCCAGCAGCCCAUGUUCAUCUCCUGGAGCAGUGGGAAGGUCAAAGCCUUGUAUGGGGAUGAAGCAGAAAGCAUCCUGAUCUCCAACUUCAAGCGAGGCAUUGUCAGCCUGCUCCAGCUCCAGCCCCACGCUGGCACCACAGUGGAGGAGGAUGUCUCUGGGAGCUGCCAAGUCACAUACACUGUGUCCAACCACUCCAUAACAAAGACAAAAGAUCUCUUCAGCUGCACAAAGCCUGAGUCUGGAUUCACCUCUGUGAACAAAAUUUUUGGAGUCCAGUGGCAGUCCACUAGCAGAAGCCAGUACAUGGUGAAAGACAACCUCCUCCAAUCGGUGCUGGCAGAGGAAAGCCAUGUGCUGUCUCCAGCCCUGAGGUCCACCACCGGUGUCAAAAUCAUUUCAAGGCAGCAUCUCCAGCUCGUGUCUCCUCCCAUGCCUGGCCCAGCAGAAGUGGCUGGACAAAGCCUCGAGGAUGCGCUGGCUGGCAUGGAGGGACGGCACCAGCCCCUGGGCAUGGCCAGCCUGCCCUUCAAGAGGGUCUGCACCCACUGCCCAUCGCUGAGAGCCUACCUAAAGGCUUUCGACAGCCAGAGAGUCAAAACGGACACCUCGAAGGUGGCGACCACAUGGCAGUUCCAGCAAUUCGUCCAGAUGCUGCGCAGCACCAAGAAGAGAGACGUCCUGGAGCUGCUGAGGAGAGCGCCCGAGGAGAUGCUCCCCUUUGUCGUGGAGGCGGCGGUGGCCGGGCAGUCAGUGGCAUCCCUGGCAGCUCUCUCAGAUUUUCUGGAUUUCAGCAAGGAGCCCAAGUCCCUGCUGGAGAAGUUUCUCUACGCGGCAGCUUUCUCUCCCCGGCCUUCAGGAGAGCUUCUCCGCCUGGUGUUAGACAAGCUGGAUGGGAAGCAGCUGGCCCCCGAAAUUUGGCAGACAGGAAUAGUUGCCACGGGCUCUCUGGUCGGCAAGCUGUGCCAGCAGAAGCUGUGCAGGCUGCAGGAGGUGGAGCAUGGGGUCAAGACCAUCCUCAGGGGGCUGAGAGAUGCCACGGAGGAGGCUGAGGUGGUCAUUUACCUGCUGGCCCUGGGGAAUGCAGCGCUCCCUGAAACCAUCCCCACCCUCCUGGACCACGCUGAGGAGGGUCCUGCCACCAUCGCAGCUGCAGCCAUCUCUGCCCUGAGGCGAUUCCCCACUCAGCACAUCUCCAGUAAGGUGAAACGAGCAAUGAGGAGGAUUUUCCACGAGAAGGAGAAGAGCUACGACAAAACCUGUCGCCUGGCCGCUGCAGAAAUCCUUCUGGAUAAUGAUCCCUCGCCCAUGGAUGUCAUCAACAUCCUGCUGGCAACCAACCAGCUGGAGACUGAGAUGGCAACAUUUCUGCUGCUGAAGGUCCAGAGCAGCCUGCGUGCUGACCACCACCCAGCAAGGAAGAUAAUAAAAGACAUCAUGAGAGACCCACGAAUAAAUAAUUACAACUUCUUCUCGAAAGCUGGCAUCUCUUCAUCUUUCUCAGGACCUCUGACAGCCACCCAGGACCUGCUUUCCACCUUCGGGCUGGAUCUACUCUUUUUGGAGGGUGGUUUCCUGAGGAAAAGCGUCUCUGACUUCUCACUGCUCAGCCACGGCCAGCAGCUUUGCGCAGCUCAGGUCACUAUUGAAGCACAAGGGAUGGAGUCGAUGCUGGGAGAAAACGUCUCAGAAGAAGAGGAGCCAGAACUCAUGGCUGGGAUGUCUGCCAUCUUCUUUGAUGUUCAAUUGCGGCCGAUCGUCUUCUUCCGGGGAUAUACAGACUUAAUGGCCAAGGUCCUGUUAAGCAGUGGAGAGACCGCAAGUGUGGUCAAAGGGAACCUUCUGCUGAUGGACCACCACCAGGUCAUUCCUCUACAGUCUGGCUUCCAAGUGGUCAUCAAACUCCAGGGCGGGCUGGGGCUUGACAUUUCAGCCGACAUGGACAUGAGCAUUUGGGAGCAGGAACUGAAAACCAGCAUCAACACAAGGGGAAGUCUCACCAUUGAUUUCCAGGCAGAACUAGAUGCCCCUUUCCUCCAAGCCACUCUGAGAAGCCAGACAGAGGUGAAAACCUCAGUCCAGUUUGACACCAUGCUGAGGUUUUCCAGCAGCCCGGUGCUCAUGUGCCUGCAGCUGAGAGAGGAGCAGGUCCCGUACAGGGAAAUCUUAACUGUUUCCAAGUCUGCUGGGAGCCAGAGAAGCACUGCUCGAAAAGGCAGGCAGGGCACCGUGCCCGGGCAGGAGUUUGCCUUGCACCAGGCCAACUCCAAGGUCUGCAGCCUCCUGCUGACAGCAGAAGAAUAG